AUGGAUAAGGAGAGCUGGGCACCCGAGGCGGCGCCUCGCCCGCACACGCAUUCCAUCGUCGAUCCGUCUCGCCGAUGCGCCCGCCAGCUCAUCAGCGCCGGCCUAACCAUGGAUCGCUUGCCUACCGAGAUCCGGCUCAUGAUCUGGCGGUUCGCUGUCGACAUGGUCUACGAGCCACGACCUCCGUGUGCCUGGUCAUUGGCCUACCGCGCUCCCUACCUGAGCAUCCAUCUCAACCGUCUCGACGAGUUCCCUCUGCCGAAGUCGACCCUAGGCGUCUUCCAGGUCAACCGAGAAUCACGCCACGAGGCUGUCAGCCGAUGCCUGCUGUUCAAGGCCCGCAACGGUUCCAGGAGAGGCCGUGUGCGAGCUGAUAUUGACGUCUUCAUUUUCGACGUUGGUGUGCUCGUCGAGAUGGCUUGUGCGCCCGAGUGGCGCCCACCUCACUCUGGCGACGGCUGCGCCGCCGUUGCUUGGCCGCCACCCUUGGCUGCAAUCUACACCAGCGCUUGGCACAAUCUGGCCUUCGUAAGGAAGAUUCUCUUGCCCAGCGUGUGCUUCACCUAUCUGUUCCGUAACGAUCUCGCGCCUCUGCUCGCUCUCCCCUACUUACGCACCGUCUACGUCGACUUCGGCCACCCCUUGCGCAGCGCUGCCCGUGAGUACUCCAUGAAAAUGUCACUGGCCAGGGACGACCGCCCAGGGUUGUGGGAGGCCCGCCAUGACGAAUUCCACGCCUGGUACCAAGAGCACGUCGAGCUCGAGAUCGGCCCCGAGCUGAAACACAGCGACGGCACCCAGGAGAUGAGCGAGGCGACCAAGGUGCUCUUCCGCAAAUGGAAACGUAUUUUCCUAGAAGACGUUUUGGUAGGGUGGAAACCGUUCGCCGGGAAAGGCGUGGUUGGUAUCCUGGUCUCUGACCUUCAUUACGGCCUGCAAACGGAAAUCCAGUCCGGCGCCCAGACCAGAUGA
Messenger RNA from Durotheca rogersii, 972 nucleotides. RefSeq lists its product as uncharacterized. Lineage: Eukaryota; Fungi; Ascomycota; Sordariomycetes; Xylariales; Xylariaceae. The transcript is spliced from 2 exons. Bases 1 to 972 code for a protein of 323 amino acids. The record is from RefSeq and is a predicted model, not a curated record.